CGGAAACGCGAGCUCCCUGGUGUGGUAACGCGCGUAUAGGGAAGAAAUCAAGAAACAAGAAUCGGGUGUGGAAACAUCAAUAUCUAUCCCAGUUAUAUCUCUACUGCAAAUCGCGGUUCCAUUUUUAUUUGCACGAAAAAGCAAAGUAGUUUAAAGAAAAAGAUCGCUAGUGUUUUCUAGCUACUUGAAGAAACUAAAAGAAUACCGAGAGCCUCAACAUCCGUGUUAAGACGCAUUUCUGCGAUAAGACACAGACACAUUACGCGUCCACGACCGGUAAGUUGCAGUCGCACGAUGACCGCGACCACGACCGCGCCAAGGUAAACGCUAGCAAGGAGGUCACGGCGCCGGUGAAUUGUGUUAAGUGCGCCAAGCGACUUAUUCAACGAGGUCUGCGAGGGAUCUCGCCGUUAGUAGUGUACACGUCGGUGAACGACAUACAUCCGGCGACAUAGCAUCUUAACAAUCGAUAUUGACGCAGCAAAAGAAACAAUAUUUAAACAAAUACUACCUCCGACUAGUAAAGUUUCCGGAUUAAGACGAAAGCGAAAUAAUAAGAGAAUAAGAAAACUCUGCCGGGAUGCUGCACGAGGAGCUAUUGAGCUCCAGCUAACACGUGGCGAUUACGCGCACACUCCACAGUUGCAAGGGCAGGACGGUGUUUCGUCGUGAGAGGCUGGGACCUCCAGGAUGCCAGGGGUGUGGAAGUUGCUACGUACGCUGAUCUAUAUGGUGGUUGGCUUGAGGAGCGUCAGUAGCAACAGCGACAUUUGGCCGCUGGAGAGGCCAGAGGGCAUGCCGGCCAUCCAGUCUUUGGAAGUGAUGUGCGGAAAAGAUCAUAUGGACGUCCACCUCUCAUUCUCGCAACCCUUCGAAGGCAUCGUCUCGUCCAAAGGCCAACACGCGGACCCACGUUGCAUCUACGUUCCACCGUCCACCGGACAAACGUUCUUUUCCUUUCGGAUAGCUUACGCGAGAUGCGGUACGAAACCGGACAUGCACGGACAAUUUUACGAGAAUACCGUGGUGGUCCAGUACGAUAAAGAUUUACUCGAAGUUUGGGACGAGGCUAAACGACUGCGUUGCGAGUGGUUUAACGAUUAUGAAAAGACCGCAUCGAAGCCACCGAUGGUUAUCGCGGACCUCGACGUGAUACAGUUGGAUUUUAGAGGUGACAACGUGGACUGCUGGAUGGAAAUUCAGCACGGCAAGGGUCCAUGGGCGCCCCCCGUGUCCGGUAUCGUGCCGCUCGGCUCCACUCUUACUCUGGUCGUCGCCAUAAACGAUUAUCGAGGUGAGUUCGACAUGCGGGUCAAGUCGUGCGUGGCUUCGGACGGCGGCGGUCACACGAUACAGCUCAGCGACGAGUUCGGAUGCGUGCUAAGACCGAAGAUGAUCAGCCGGUUCUUGAAGGCGCGCGGCUCCGACGACCGCGCGACCGUCAUUACAUACGCCUUCUUCCACGCGUUUAAAUUCCCAGACGCGUUAAGCGUUCAUAUCAAAUGCAAGGUGGAAAUAUGUCGGCACGGUUGCCUGGAUCAUUGCCAAUUGAGCGGUUCCGUAGCUCACUAUAUUCAAGAAAGAAAGGAUCAAAUACGACCACAGUAUAUAGAGAGCACGGCAGCCUCUAGCCUCUCCAAUGACAACGAUAACAGUAGCGCGGAUAAAGACAACGAAGAUGCGGAUGGCAAUGUGGAGCAAGGAGGUGGUUCUCUGUACGACGAUGUCAUCCAGAAUGGCGAUGAAAUGACGUCGAUCGGUGGACAUUUCCUGGAUGUUGAAAAGUCGAUUCCAAAAGCGCAGGCACAGACGAGUAACCGACGAGUACCGUCGACUGUGCCGAGUACUGAGACUGAAACGCAACACCACAGCGAGGUCCAGCCGGAUGAUGUCGAUUUAUCGAAACUAUUUAUGGAGCCAUCGCGAGUGAACAGGUAUGAAAGCGAGCAGGAUCAAUUCCCACAUGGACCACGGAAUCUGGAGGAAGACAAUGGCGCGGUGCCGGUGACGCCGCUCUCCGCCAGCGUUACCCGGCGAAAACGCUCGGUGACGGUAACGGACAGGAAAGCGCGCAGCGCUGACGUCGGCGUUAGCGGUAUUUACGAGGUCAUCUCCGAGGCGGAUCUGGCCUUUAGUCCGGACACGCAUGCCGAGGCGGUGACAGUUUUUCAGGGCAGGAUACGCGAAGAGGUCGUUUACGGGAUCUGUCUACCAAUGCCAGGUUUCAGCGCGCUCUUCAUCGUCGUCGCCCUCUCGGCGGUCGUUUCCGCCCUCGUUGCGGGCGCGAUGCUGCAUCGGCUGCAGGCGCAGCGGGACGUCACCGCCGGCAGCAGAGAAAACACUCAAACCGAAGUACACGCCAACAACAACGGCUGGUUGCCUUAUGGUCUGCUCCGCGUGCGCUGCACGGCGCGACCCGCUCAUCAUCCCGAUGAGCUGCAACAGAAGCAGACGAACAUAGUUUCGCAGAUUACCGCGGAUUCAUCGGUCGAACGAGACUGAUGACGAUGACGAGGCCUUAAACUCGCGUCAUCUUAAGACACCUUAAGACACCGUGGGCCAGGUGCGUCUAAGGAGAGACAAUGUGCAAUAAUACGCUGUACAAAGUAUCGUAAGUGCGGAGCUGAGCUGCGCGCGAUUAUAUCGCGGUUAGAUCGAGAGGACAGGCAUUUCACAUAGAGAGACACGCAGAGAGAUGAGCUAAUACUAAAGGAAACAGAACGCUAUUAUUCGACACUAUUGUUCGAGUGUCCUCCUGCGAAUCGCGCGACGACCGAAUUCUCGCGAAUCGCAGUUGUCGAGGACUCGUAUAUCUUUACUAGGUAUUUGCGUUAUUCUGAUGAUUUUAUAGCGAAGCUAUUCCAUAACUCGUAACAUAAAUAUUGUCUCAAUAACGCGAUGUUUUUUUUCAGCCGUUAUGUCACGAGUCGUAGUUUUCAAUUAUGAUCAAUUAAGUACUAAUAAAUACCGCAUUGUUAUGAAUAUUUCUUCUGAAUAUUACACAAUGACAAUAUUAUGCUCUUUUUACACAAGUUCUUCUUUUUACAUUUUGAAUAAAUCU
Temnothorax curvispinosus is the source of this 3061-nucleotide messenger RNA. RefSeq lists its product as uncharacterized. The transcript is spliced from 8 exons. The record is from RefSeq and is a predicted model, not a curated record. Lineage: Eukaryota; Metazoa; Arthropoda; Insecta; Hymenoptera; Formicidae. The coding region runs from base 691 to 2502 and encodes 603 amino acids.